Penicillium chermesinum is the source of this 1449-nucleotide messenger RNA. RefSeq names its product glycosyltransferase family 15 protein. The transcript is spliced from 4 exons. Gene Ontology annotation, molecular function: alpha-1,2-mannosyltransferase activity. The coding region runs from base 1 to 1449 and encodes 482 amino acids. NCBI's taxonomy places the organism in Eukaryota, Fungi, Ascomycota, Eurotiomycetes, Eurotiales, Aspergillaceae. Gene Ontology annotation, biological process: protein N-linked glycosylation; cell wall mannoprotein biosynthetic process. Gene Ontology annotation, cellular component: Golgi apparatus; membrane. The record is from RefSeq and is a predicted model, not a curated record.
AUGAGCUUCAUUCAACGCCUCACAAAGCGCCUGCCCAGCGCGCCGAGUCUUCCACUCGAAGAUGACUCCAGGGAGAAAGGUCGCGCCUCGCCUCGUUUCGCCUUCUUCCGCCGGCGCAUCCUCUUUCCCUUCGGGACCUUGAACUUCGAUGUCUCCUUUGCUUCGGCCACAUGGAAACGAGUACUGACCUUGCCUGGUCUCAAUAGCAAAAUCAGCGAGAAAUAUGAUAAAGUGUUUGCCACGGGCUGUAUGCCCAUCGAGCCCGAUGGACCAAAGACUCCUCGUGCUAACGCCGCCUUCGUCGUCCUCGCCCGAAACAAGGAACUGGAAGGUGUGGUUCAGUCGUUAAAGUCGAUCGAGCGACACUUCAACCGCUGGUAUCACUACCCGUACGUCUUCUUGAACGAUGGCGACUUCGAUGAAGAAUUCCAAGCAACCGUGAAGAACUACACGAGCGCCCCGGUCGAAUUUGGCAAGAUUGAUAACUCUGCAUGGGGUUUCCCCGACUGGGUCGACCAUGAGGUAGCCAAGGAGGGUAUCCGAAAGCAGGGCGAUGCUGCUAUCAUGUAUGGUGGCAUGGAAAGUUACCACCACAUGUGUCGGUUCUACUCAGGCCACUUCUACAAGCAUCCUCUCCUGGCCAAAUACGAAUGGUAUUGGCGUUUGGAGCCCGAGAUCAAGUACUUCUGUGACAUUACCUAUGACCCGUUCCUCAAGAUGAUCGAAGCGAAUAAAACAUACGGUUUCACCAUUGCUGUGAAGGAACUCAGAGAGACUGUCCCCAAUAUCUUCCGAUAUGCAUCCGCAUAUAAGCGUAAAAACAACUUUGAAUCAAAGGGUCUCUGGGAGAUGUUCCUGGAGCCCAAGCCCGAGACCCCACCCGAGGACGAGCAAAAGGAUCAAAAGCUGCCUGACGAGAUCCUGCAGACCGAGCCUGGGGACAUGAAUCUCGAGGAUAUCGACCCGGAGACCAUGGAGGGAGAGAGCUACAACAUGUGCCAUUUCUGGAGUAACUUCGAAAUCGCCCGUUUGGACUGGUUCCGAAGCAAGGAAUACGAAGAUUUCUUCCAGAUGAUGGAUCGCAGUGGUGGUUUCUGGAAUGAGCGUUGGGGUGAUGCACCAAUCCACUCCCUCGCAGCUGGUAUCCUCCUUGGUCCCGGUGAUAUUCACUAUUUCCGUGACUUUGGCUAUCGGCACACCACAAUUCAACAUUGCCCAGCGAACGCCCCUGCUCGACAGCUUCCUCGGGAACCUUACUUGGAGAAGACCACCGAAGAUGAGAAGCAGCGGAUCGAAGAGGAUGAAUACUGGGCGACUCCUGACCCUGUCAAGGAAAAUGGGGUUGGCUGCCGAUGCCGCUGUGACACCGACAUUGUUGAUGUUGAAGGCAAGCAGGGUAGUUGUCUGAAUGAAUGGGUGGACGUGGCCGGUGGCUGGGCUUCGCCAUAG